This is a messenger RNA of Aedes albopictus (Asian tiger mosquito), 3554 nucleotides long. RefSeq names its product putative phospholipase B-like lamina ancestor (gene lama). The transcript is spliced from 6 exons. Gene Ontology annotation, cellular component: extracellular region. Gene Ontology annotation, molecular function: glycerophospholipase activity. Bases 1491 to 3395 code for a protein of 634 amino acids. Lineage: Eukaryota; Metazoa; Arthropoda; Insecta; Diptera; Culicidae. Gene Ontology annotation, biological process: phospholipid catabolic process. The record is from RefSeq and is a predicted model, not a curated record.
UUUUGAGCUGUUUUGAGGAAUUUGUGCGCUCUGGGUUCAUUCAUUUCCCGAGUCUCGUCACCGACGGUCGCGAUUAAGCGGAGUGCGCUGUAGAGCUGAAGGAAAACGUCCACGCGGCGUUUGUCAACUUGCCCGAGUUGGACAAAAAUAUAUUUUUGUUCAAGUCAAUGCAUCGGUAACCAGUGAAUCAAAUUUUAGUCAUUUGUUAUUUGCAAUAGUUUCCUCUUAGCCCAAUGUUAGUUUUUCGUAUUUUUACACGUAAAAAGUGUUAAUUAAUUUGUGUCACAGAAAAUUUCUCGGGUAAGAAGCUCAAGUGGCUCAAGAAGCAAUUCAGUUCGGUCAGUGUGAGUGUGGGAAAGCGAAUACGACACAGCAAAGUGUAGAUUGCGAUCAUCACCUAUUAAGGCGGAAAUAGUGUCUUGUGAAAGCAAAUCGUGUCGGCUUAGAUCAUUUGAUCUUAUAGAUUUCAAACCACUGCGCAGUGCACCUUGUGACUUAGUGUGUGACGCCUCAGCCCGGUUACAUCCGCAAUCGUAGCGCUGAUUGCUACGAAACUGGCAACUACUGAACUUGGCUUGAAAUUCGCAGUUCGGCACCUUCGCAACCGACCGACGCAACAACAUCCGCCCACUGCCGGUGAAUUCACCCGGCUGGACCCACUCGAACAACAUCCGGUUUUCAAUGGGUUGACACGAGUUCUGCAGCUGCUUCCGGACGACGGGAAAUAAAAUAUAGUUUGUAAGCGUUGCAGUCAGUCAGUGUGUGGGACUGCCCAGGCCACCCUUCGUACACGAACACGGACUUUGAAGGAAAACACGUCGUCGGAACCAUCCCACAAAGUAUCGGAGCCGUCGGAGCUUCCUACACCUUUGACCCCAUCAGAACCAUCGUCAUCCUGGUGUCCACUCGGAAAACAUCACAGCAGUACCGUGCGGAAACGGUCCCUCUAGCCACCAGCAUCACCAUUCAUUUGCUCCCGGGCAUUCACCGCUCCGCAAACGCAUUCCAAUGAGAGUAGUCGACGGGAGUUCUGCUCCGUACAACUUGGCGUCCCGCAAGGCAGCCCAGAGCGUCCGAGAAGGCCUGGCCCCGGCAGGAUUGGCCACUCAGUUUUGCUACCGAUACUUCGAAGUCUCCACGAUUCUGCUGCAUCUGUUCAUCGGCUUGGGUCUGGUGAUCUCCGACCUCAACUAUAACAGCCAGGCCUAGCUCCCGCCACUCCGCCUCGCGGUGCAACUGGCGGUUAAGUUAAGUUCGACGAAAGUUCAAAUUGUGAUCCGUCCCUACAAUUGAAUCUACACUACGCGAGCGAGAAGAGUGCAGUUGCAGUUUGUCGAAGAGGAAGGCGCGAAGAAGAGUGUAUCUGUGAGAGAAAGUAGCUUUAAUUCUUAACGAAACUAGUGUUUUCUGUGCGAGCGAGAAAAAGAGAGAAGAAUCGUUUAGUUGAUUACACCUUAUUGUGUUCAGAAGUUCUAGCCAAAAUAGCUAUCAUGUUGAAAGUAGUCGGUGCAUCGUGGUACAAAACGCGGAUAAGUACCUACAUUCUUGCAGGUGCUUUUAUGCUGGCGUUCGGGGCAUUCUUCAUCGCCGAUAUGGAUAGGCCAAACUACAGUGGAACGUACUGUGCCACCGCAUACUGGGCUCGCAACUCGGGCUUCCGUGUCGAGUUCUGGGGCCAGCGAGAUGACCUGGAGGAGGUUCCACCUGGUGCCGUUCGGGCCUGUUUCAAGCACAGCCUCAUGGAGAGCGGCUGGUCCCAAUUGGAGUUGGAAUCCCAACCGGAGUACCCGGACAGCAUUCAGGCAUUUGCCGCCGGAAUGCUCGAGGGCGCCCUGACCUGGAACAACAUCUAUCUGCACUGGUCCAAUACCAUCGAAUCGGAGUGCAGUCGGGAUGAUCAGUCGGAGGAAUUCUGCCAUUGGUUGCGUCGCAUCAUCAGCACCAAUGUGGAAACCGUCAAGAAGAUGGCCGAUAUGAAGGGGAAGAACGAUCACUACUGGUACCAGAUUGGGUUGUUCUUUGAUCAGUUGGAUGGGUUGGAGUUCGGAUUCCGCAAGGGUGUCCGCAGGUCUCGUUUGGAUCAUGAGAUUCCCAUGGAGGACUUCCUGUUGAUGAACAGUGCGGUGGACAUUCGCGAUCUCAAAGCAUACUAUAUGAAUUUCCUGGACAGCGAGAGUGGAAUGCAAGUGGAGCCGAAUAAGGGCAUGAUGCUGCUGAAGCUGGUCGAGAGCGUUACUGGAAAGGUGAACAUUUUGCUGGGUCACACGAGCGAUGGCAGCUAUGCUUCUAUGUUGAGGAUGAUGAAGAAGUACACGUUGAACUACCAUUUCUCGGAGGAAUCGAUUGUCGAACGGGUUGUUCCGAACACGAACAUAGUUUUCACCGGAUAUCCAGCAGUUUUGGCAUCGCUAGACGACUUCUACAUGCUUUCGGGAAAACACCACCGAAUGGUAGUAGCCGGCAUCAAGAUCAAAAACGAUAAUCUGAAUCUCUGGACAAAGAUCGACUUGGUGCGAUCGGUGUCGUUGGCUCCCAGGGUAAUGGCUUGCAAUCGGUUGGCUCACAGUGGCCGCGUUUGGUCCAAGUAUUUCGCACGAAGCCCCUCGACUGGAGCCAAGCAAUGGCUUUUGGUAGAUCUGACGCGGCUGAAUCGUGAAAACGAGCUAAUGGACGACUCGGCUGAAGUCGAAGAAAUGCUGUUGAGCCAUGCCGAGUAUGACGACCCAAGAGCUACGAGGAAAAUGCAGAGCACGGACUACGUGGAGGUCGACUUCGAAGGAAUCGUAAGGAAGAUGACCUCCAUCGGAAAGAUCAGCGACGGAGGAUUGUUUUGGGUGGUUGAUCAACUGCCGGGACGACUGCACGCCGAAGACAUGACUGAAAAAAUCGUGAGAGAUGGAUAUUGGUUGGGCACUGGAAUUCCUACUUUUGGGGAAUUAGCCGAUAUCGGUCAAGUGAAGACCAAUGGGACUGACUCGCAACGACAUUCCAUUCAGGAGAAAAUCCUCAACAACAUCACCGACCUCGAGGGUCUAGCGAAGUUUAUCCGCCAAAGUGCGUACCGUGGCGAUCUGGACCAGCAGCAUCCGACCGCGUUCGGAAACAUCGACAUGAAACUGUUCGAGGAAACGAACGCCAGCAACGGCACGGGACUUUUCCAGGCCUAUUCGGGACCGUUGUACGAUCCGAUAACCGACGGACAGGCUGUGAAACGUAGCAUUGAGAGUGACGGCGACGGUGAAGCGGAAGCCAUUAUCCCAGCAGUUGUCGUAGCCAAGAAGAAACGGGUCAAGCCGUUUGAUUGGGAUGCGGCCAAAAAGCUGGAUGUUCCCCACCAGGGACAACCGACGUUAUGGAACUUUAGCCGACAGUCGCCAAACUGGGCCUGGUUAUGAAACAGUGUGCCUUAUAGUGUUAAGCUUUUACUUAAACGGACAUGCUUUAAAUCAGUCGUUAUAGUAGAAUAAUGAAAUUUUUGAUAGACGGGAAGCACAAAUCGUUUCCGGCAACUUUUUAUUCGAUUUGUAAUAAAAAUAGUAAAAUUUCUUAAAACA